This is a messenger RNA of Astyanax mexicanus (Mexican tetra), 3090 nucleotides long. RefSeq names its product phosphatidylinositol 4-kinase type 2 alpha (gene pi4k2a). Gene Ontology annotation, biological process: phosphatidylinositol phosphate biosynthetic process; Golgi organization; endosome organization. The record is from RefSeq and is a predicted model, not a curated record. Gene Ontology annotation, molecular function: 1-phosphatidylinositol 4-kinase activity. The transcript is spliced from 9 exons. The coding region runs from base 120 to 1460 and encodes 446 amino acids. Gene Ontology annotation, cellular component: endosome; plasma membrane; lysosomal membrane. NCBI's taxonomy places the organism in Eukaryota, Metazoa, Chordata, Actinopteri, Characiformes, Acestrorhamphidae.
CGGUUUUUGUGAGGAGUCACUUUGUGACGGUGCACCGCUGCUGUUGUUAUUAGAUUAGCCGGGAACAGGCCGGGCAGUGUCCGCCGUGCUCCCCGCUCCUCCCGCUCUCCCGCGCCGCCAUGGACGAGACGAGCCCGCUGGUCUCGCCGCUCCGCGACUCUGCCGACUUCAGCUACCGCCCGGCCGAGCCGCCGAGUCCCCGCGCUCCGGGCACCGUGAUCCGCCUCCCCGCGGGCAGCCCCAGCCCCAGCCGCAGCCGGGAGCGCGAGCGACAGCCGCUGCUGGACCGGGACCGGGGCGGCUCUCCGCGGGACCCGCACAGGAACGAGUUCUCGGAGGACCCGGAGUUCCGGGAGAUCGUGCGGAAAGCGGAGCGCGCCAUCGAUGAAGGGAUCUACCCGGAGCGGAUCUACCAGGGAUCCAGCGGGAGCUACUUCGUUAAAGACUCUCAGGGGAAGAUCAUCGGGGUGUUUAAGCCGAAGAACGAGGAGCCGUACGGUCAGCUGAACCCCAAAUGGACCAAGUGGCUGCAGAAGCUGUGCUGCCCGUGCUGCUUCGGCCGGGACUGCCUGGUGCUGAAUCAGGGCUACCUGUCCGAGGCUGGAGCCAGCCUGGUGGACCAGAAACUGGAGCUCAACAUCGUACCCAGAACCAGAGUGGUGUAUCUGGCGAGUGAGACGUUUAACUACAGUGCCAUAGACAGAGUGAAGUCUCGGGGGAAGCGUCUCGCUCUGGAGAAAGUGCCGAAGGUCGGCCAGCGCUUCCACAGAAUCGGCCUGCCCCCAAAGGUGGGCUCGUUCCAGCUGUUUGUAGACGGGUAUAAAGAUGCUGAUUUCUGGUUGCGGAGGUUUGAGGCAGAGCCGUUACCGGAGAACACAAACCGGCAGCUCCAGCUGCAGUUCGAGAGACUGGUGGUGCUGGAUUACAUCAUCCGUAACACAGAUCGAGGCAAUGACAACUGGCUUAUAAAAUACGACUGUCCUAUGGACACAUCAGGCAACAGGGACACGGACUGGGUGGUGGUAAAGGAUCCCAUCAUUAAAAUAGCAGCCAUCGAUAACGGCCUGGCCUUCCCCCUCAAACACCCCGACUCCUGGAGAGCAUACCCGUUUUACUGGGCCUGGCUCGCUCAGGCCAAAGUCCCGUUCUCUCAGGAGAUCCGGGAGCUGGUUCUGCCCAAACUGUCCGACCCCAACUUCAUUAAAGACCUGGAGGAGGAUCUCUACGAACUGUUUAAGAAAGAUCCAGGUUUCGAUAGAGGACAGUUCCACAAGCAGAUCUCAGUAAUGAGAGGACAGAUUCUGAACCUGAGUCAGGCUCUGAAGGACGGUAAAACCCCCCUGCAGCUGGUGCAGAUGCCCCCCGUUAUCGUGGAGACGGCGCGGGCACCACAGCGUGCCAACACUGAGUCCUACACACAGAGUUUCCAGAGCAGACGGCCGUUCUUCACGUGGUGGUGAGGAACCGGAGUGUGUGUGAGAGGAUUAAUGGGGAGGUACUGGUACUGUACUGCACCACAGGGGGGCGCCGGACCGGAUCAGAGAAGAGGAAAGUGGUGGGAUUGAUUGAUGGAUCUGAUCUCUGCUGUUUAUGGAGAUACUGGUACUGGAAACUCUCUCGCGCACACACACACACACACACACACACACACACACACACACACACUGAAGAGUGACCCACUAAGAACUCGAAGAAGAACCGUUCUACUGUAGCCAGACUCGCGCAUGAUGUCCAUGCGCAUGAUUUGCCACGCUGCAGUGCUUGCUCUCGCGCUGUGCUCUGUUGCCCCCUGGCUGUGUGAGGGAGGAACUGCAGGAAUUUAUAUAAACAGAAACACAGCUGCAUGUCUAUAAACUCCCUGCCUCUGCCUCUAUAGACGAGCUGCGACUGUGCAUCCGGCCAGGAUUAUACACUCGUUUAUUUCACUCACACAGUCUCUAUCUAUCUAUCUCUAGUUCUAUCUCUCUAUCUCUCUCCUGUUCUAACACACUACCCUCCCACAACACCCUUCUUCAGAAAAUCUGCUCGCUAAUGAAGACUGGAAGAGAUUUUUCCAAAGCCUUUUUUACCAUUUAUUACUGUUCAUUUUGGGUUUUUGUUUUUUGUUUUCUGUUUUGUUUUGUUUUUCUUGGGUGGAGUGAGCCUCCUACACUUGGUUGUAGCUUUUUUGUUUUUGAUUAUUGAUUUUUUUUUUUUUGUUGGGGAAUAAUUUGUACAACAUAUCUUUCAAAAAAUAUAUUUAAAAAAAAAUAGACAAAGUAGACAAUUUGUAUUUUUAUUGUCCAUGCCUUUCUUUCGUUUGAUUAAUUUCUAAGUUUAGGUGUUAAAAAUAAUAAAAAUUAUACAUAAAUAAAAAAGGGGUAUAUAUAUUUUGUUUGGUUUCUGCAAAUGUUAUUUUUCUUUUUUCUGUUGUUCUUUUCUCUAUUUGCCUUAUUUUUUUUUAUUUUGGAUUUUUUUUUUGCACAAACUACCUUUUGCAAAAACUCUACUCCACUAAAUUUCUUUAAUUUUUUUCCCUUAUUUUUUAUUUUGUGGGGGGUCCAGCUUCUGUAUUUUGCAUUUUCAGCCUCAUUAAUGUUUGGUUCCCAUGUUAACCUUUUUUUGUACAAUUCUAAUCUUUACUGCAUCUUCAUUCUCAUUUUCUUUUCCUUUAAACUUCAUGAUUUAUUGUUCUGAUUUGAUUUUUUUUUGGAUUGUUUUGUUAUAUUGCGCACAUGCGUCUUCAGGAUGUAUCCAGUCCAUUCAGAGGGCGCAGGUCUGAACUGAGCAUGUGCAGAAACACUGGAGCGAUCCAUUCUCAACACUGGGGGUAAAGAGGAUGCGUUGAUGAUAAAACAUUGAUAGACGCGGUACAACAGCUACCGUCACUCUUCCCCACUCUGCUGCAUCUGGAACAUCUGUUUUGUUUUUUCUUUUCUUUUGUUUCAUUUUGUUUAAUGUUUAUUUUUAUUAUUACUACUAUUUUUUAUUAACAGAUGUCAACUGAACUGACGUUAACGUGUCUUGUGGCGAUGCACUGUAUAAUUUGUAUGUAAUGUAAUGUAUGUACUGAUAAAGAUAAGCUAUAAUAGCAACGAUAUUCAAUUAAAA